Candida tropicalis MYA-3404 is the source of this 435-nucleotide messenger RNA. It is a transcript of the gene NCB2, whose product is annotated as negative cofactor 2 transcription regulator complex subunit. Gene Ontology annotation, cellular component: negative cofactor 2 complex. Gene Ontology annotation, biological process: RNA polymerase II preinitiation complex assembly; negative regulation of transcription by RNA polymerase II; positive regulation of transcription by RNA polymerase II. The record is from RefSeq and is a predicted model, not a curated record. Gene Ontology annotation, molecular function: core promoter sequence-specific DNA binding; TBP-class protein binding; protein heterodimerization activity. The transcript has a single exon. NCBI's taxonomy places the organism in Eukaryota, Fungi, Ascomycota, Pichiomycetes, Serinales, Debaryomycetaceae. The coding region runs from base 1 to 435 and encodes 144 amino acids.
AUGUCAGAAUAUUCAGGAUCAAAUUCAGAGGAUUUAUCAUUACCCAAAGCAACGGUACAGAAAAUAAUCAACGAAAUAUUACCCAAAGAUAUUGGUAUUUCAAAAGAAGCAAGAGAAGCCAUAACAGAAUGUAGUAUUGAAUUUAUAAUGAUGCUAUCUACACAACUGAAUGAUAUUGCGGAGAAAGAGGCCAAGAAAACCAUUGCUUCUGAUCAUGUUGUAAAAGCAUUGGAAGAAUUGGAUUUUAAAAACUAUCUUGAUAUAAUUAAUAAAAUAUUGGAUGAACAUAAAGAACUAUUAAAAGGUAAAGAAAAGAGAAAUAACAAGUUCCAAAACUCUGGGUUGACUGAAGAAGAGUUAUUGAAACAACAAGAAGAAUUGUUUAAGAAAUCAAGAGACCGUUUACAAAGUCAAUCUGGAUCACCUAAUAAUUAA